Diaporthe citri is the source of this 831-nucleotide messenger RNA. RefSeq lists its product as uncharacterized. The transcript has a single exon. Gene Ontology annotation, molecular function: protein binding. Gene Ontology annotation, cellular component: cytoplasm. Bases 1 to 831 code for a protein of 276 amino acids. Gene Ontology annotation, biological process: regulation of translational initiation. Lineage: Eukaryota; Fungi; Ascomycota; Sordariomycetes; Diaporthales; Diaporthaceae. The record is from RefSeq and is a predicted model, not a curated record.
AUGUCUGAGGAGCUCGCUGACGAGAUCGAGGCCAUAAACUCGAUUUAUGGCGAUGGCAGCCUGGUCCAGGCUGGAGAGGACUCAGAUAUCUACAUUCUGAGCCUCCCGGAUGAGUCGGUCUCGCUGCGCCUGCAGUUCCCACCUGACUAUCCUGCUGCGCCCUGCAUCCCCAUCAGCACCAAUAGCUCCGGAGGAAAACGCGGCGUUGGAGCUCGCGACCUCGAGCUCUUUCGAACCGCGCUGGGGAACAUCUUUCAGCCGGGCCAGGUCUGUCUCUUCGACGCCGUGGAGGAGCUGAAGAGACUCCAGGAGGAGGCCGGGCUGGAUAAUGACCCGCCCUCGGAUCACGGGGAACCAAAUGGCGAACCGCACGCCGUCUUCACCUCCAAGGCGUUCGAUGACCUGGUGCCAGAGCCACCGUGGGUCAUAUCCGAGCCCGUCAUUGAGCUGAAGUCUGUUUUCGUCGCUCGCUGCGCUGCGGUCACCUCCCCCGACCAGGCCGCCAAGUUCGUUGAGCACUUGUUGGCGAGUGACAAGCGGGUGCGGACUGCAACGCAUAAUAUCACGGCGUGGCGGAUCCGCGGGCCCAACGGGACCUCCUUCCAGGACUGCGACGACGAUGGCGAGACUGCUGCCGGCGGGAGGCUUUUGCAUCUCAUGCAGCUCAUGGACCUCUGGGACCACAUGAUCGUGGUCACUCGCUGGUACGGCGGCCAAAAGCUCGGGCCUAGGAGGUUCGCGCUUAUCAAUGCUGCUGCCAGGGACGCCUUUGUCAGGGCUGGCAUCGUCAACGAGCCAUCGACCGCUAAGAAGAAGGGACACGGCAAAUGA